AGAGCCACUGUUCAACAAAACAACAAAGAGAACAUGUAAAUCCACCAAUUACAUUGAAUGGCAAGAGUAUUGUGAUGACAAUAAAGGUUGUUUUUACAGGUAUAAUACAUAUCAGAACUAAUCUACCACUGCUUCAGAUAGCAGGAUUAUGUCACAUGUACAAAAAUCAACACAUAUGAUUGGUAACACACUGUAAUUCCCUUUACUGUUGGAGAGCUGUGGUCAUGAAAAGAAGAGUAGAGUGCAGAGGACUGUGCAAUGAAAGUGAAGGGUGAGGCUCUGCUCACUUUCAAGACAGGAUUCAAAGACUGUGUUUCCCAGUGCCGUGACUGAGAUUCUCUGUUGGGAAUGAUCCCCCUCAUGCCUGAGUUUUAAGAUGUGGAAUAGUGUCCUCUUUUUGCCCUGGAGUCUCAGUCACAUGACUGGUCUAUGCAACAGCAUAAGUCUAAGUAUGAGAAAAACAUAUGUGGUGUAUACUUUCUAACCAACUACAUCAGAGCUCAUCAGAACAUAUACAAACAUAAAUUUUACCAAUAUUAUGUACUUUUAAACUUUUAAUUUAUCCAAUUGGCUGUGAUUAUGCAAAGUAGGGGCUGUUCCUGGAUCAUAAUUCAUAUUUGGUCACAGAGCAACAAUCAACCUACAUUUUCCAUUUUCCAUUCAGGAACAUGUCCUAAUUCACCGUCACCGUAUCAUAACCAUGAAAAACUGCAGAGCUAGAUUUUCAAAUAUGCAGAAUAAUGUCACGCACAAUGAGAAAAUAAAUUAAUUUUACCACCACAUGACAUUCCUGUAAAAAAAAACACCAAAAUUUUCGUGAUCAGUAUUUUUUCCAAUCUCGUUUCCUAAUAUUUUAUUAUACCCAAUUGGCUUAAUAUUAUUUUUCAGCAUUUUUUUCUGCAUAUCUAUCAGUGAGUUAAAAAAAACCAAACAGUUUGCCUAGGGGUAAAACUAAUUCAAUAAAUAUUCAUUGAAAGAAGAAAAAAAAUGUUGCUUCUCAUGUGCAUUUAUCUUAUUUUAAUAAUGUUUAGAUGGAAAAAAAAAAGAAACAGAUUAAGAAAAUGAUUUUCUGCAUUGAUUUGAACAGCAACCAUCUCACUGUAUCACAGAUAAGACUGAACCAGCACAUUAUCACUUAAGCAAACAAAUAACCAAAGAAGUAAAAAACUGAAUUGAACAUAUAAAAACUGCAUUGAACUCUCUGUAAUUUGUCCUCAAGAUAUAGAAAACAUCAAGACAUUCAUUCAGUUUGAGCUCAUUGUGUCUUUAGUUAAGCAUUCAUCUGUAUGGUUUUCGAUUUCUGUCCCUUAUAUUGAUUUCAAUGGUUUAGCUGCACUGCCCAGGGGAAAAUGUCUAUUGUUUCAGAUAUCUUUUAUAUCUUAUGAGAUUUAUUUGGGGUUAUCUGUUAUCUGUUAUAGAGGAUUUUUCUCCUUAAGAGAAAUAAAAAUAGAAACAUGAUGCAGAAACAAUGUAUUGUGGAUACAGUAAAGCCCAUAUCAGAUUAUUGGUCAUGUUUUGAUUGCAGACUUUGGUAUGUUGGCAAAAAUCUAGAGGCGUCACAUGUAAUAUCGUUGGGUCUUUCUCUAAAUUUAAACAUAUAAGCAGAAGACAUAAGCAAAAGUGUCCAUUUACUCUCCUUUUAAACUUAUUUGCUGACUAGAAAUACAGUAUAAAAACAAAACUCAUUUGCAUUUGUAUUUGCAUUUGUAUCACACUCAAGCACCCAAAAAUGUAAAAUAUUGUCAGUUUUGAGUGUGAAAGCUUAUGUUGAAUUUCCAUAAAGUGGGUUAAAAAGUGAAUCAAACAAAUGUCACUGAAUUCAUCAGUAUUGCAUUAGCAUCUCUGUGUAAAGGAGAUGUCACAAUUACAUUACGAGGCCUGAAUUUCAAUGCAGCCGGAAGCCGACAUGAGAAAAGAGUGUGACAAUUUAAUUUGCUAUGAUAAAUGCUCUAAAAAAAAUGUAUUUUAAAAUGUGUAUGUUUGCAGUUUCAAGUUCACUGUGACAUGGAUUAUGAUGUCUCUUUCACACCUUUCCUGUGAUUUUGUGCUAAGAGUGAUGUGUUUUGUUAUGAUGGUGGCUAAAUGAGCCUGUUUAUCCUUCUGUGUCUCAUCCUAACAGGACCUCAGCCACACCGUGUCAGGAAAACAUUAAAGGAAGCAGGCAGCCUUAGAGGGGGUAUUCACCACAUCAGCAGCACUGAUCCAAUGAAGGCGGUGAACGAAGCAAUGGAUGACACUACCGAUUGGAUAACGUCAAUCUUGACUUUUAUGACUAAUUUGGUAGCACCAGAAGAAGAGGAGGAUGAAGGUGAUCGUCAUUUUGUGAAGAAAAAAGGAGAAUUCCUGCCACCAAGAAAAAAAGUUGCAGAGAUACGGGCCAAGGAGAUCUUAGAAGAGGAAGGGGAGUACGAGGAGGAAGAGGAGGAAGAUGACAUGGCUAAUGAUGAAGAGGUGGAGGAGGAAGAAGAAGAAGAUGGUGAGGAGAUUGAGGAGGAAGAAGAAUCUGCUGAAGAAGAGGAAGAUGAAGACGAGGAGGCUGAAGAAAAGGAGAUAGAAGAAGCUGAUGUUGAGGAGGAAGAGGUAGAGGAAGAGGAGGAAGCAACAGCAGAGGAGGAGGAGGCUGAAGAAAAGGACAAAGAGGAAGCUGAUGAGGAGGAGGAAGAGGACGAUGAAGAGGAGAAAGCAGCAGCAGAGGAGCCUGAUGAGGAAGAGGAAGGAAAAAAAGAGGAGGCUGAAGAAAAGGAGAAAGAGGAAGCUGAUGCUGAUGCUGAGGAGGAAGAUGAAGAAGCAAAGGAGGCUGUGGAGGAAGAGGAGGUGGAAGAAAAGGAGAAAGAGGAAGCUGAUGCUGAGGAGGAAGAUGAAGAGGAGGAAGAAGCAAAGGAGGCUGUGGAGGAAGAGGAGGCUGAAGAAAAGGAGAAAAAGGGAGCUGAUGCUGAGGAGGAAGAUGAAAAGGAGGAAGCAGCAGCAAAGGACGCUGAAGAGGAGGAGAAGGGAAAAGAAGAGGAGGCUGAAGAAAAGGAUGAAGAGGAAGCUGAUGCUGAGGAUGAAGAUGAAGAUGAAGAGGCUGCUGCUGCUCCCGAAAAGGAAGAUGCUUCCAUCCCUGCCGAAACCAAUGAGGAAAAAGACGAAGCUGCAGAAGCUAGAGUCACCUCUAAAGAAGCUGAGGCAGAUGAAGAUGAUGAGGAGGAGGACAGAACUGAUGCAGAUGAAAAGGUUCCUACUACAUCACUAGAUGAUCAGGAUGAUGAAUCGAGCAAAGCAGGAGAGGAGGAUGAAGAUGGCACCAUAGAUCUAAUAUCUGAUGCUGAAACCCUCCCACCUUUGCCCUCAGAAGAGCCCGACGAUGCUGUUGAAGUUGUAGCUGAUGAUUCCUCCUCUAAAGAUAUCAAAGAAGCAGAAGAUGUUCUUGAGGGUGGGGAGGCUGGCCACGAAGAACCAGAAUUAGCCGAGCCACCCCUUAAAUUGGCUUCUACUACAGACGAUGACAAUACUGAUGAUGACCAAAGUGAGGAGAAAGAUGAUGACGAUGAUGAUGUCCCCAUUGUGCUUGGUAUCAUAGCAGAUGCUGGUGUCACAGUCACUGAUGUUGAAGCUCAGGAAAUUGGUGAGGAACCUAUACUUAAAGUUGAUGGUGAUGCAGAGAUAUUAACAGCCAUAGAAGAGAGUGCUGCUAAAGCUGACGACGCAGUAGCUGAUAGAGCUGACUCACAAGAUGGCUUAAGCGCUACUGAUAUCCCAUCUGAUGACCAUGAUGAUAAGAUAGCUAAAGAACUAGCGGACAAUCAAGGUGAAGGUGUAAAAGACAGUCUUAAAGAUGAGACUGGUGUUGGGCUGAAAGACGCUGACUCUGAAAAAGAUAUAACAAGUGAAGGUGAGGGUGUUACUGAGGAGCCUGAGCUAGAUAAGGAGGAGCAGGAGGCAGAGGGAAAAGAGGAGGGAGAUGAACAGAUAAGUGGUGAGGAUGAUGAUGGUAUUAUAUUAACAGCAGCUGUAGUUAGUUCCGAACCAGAUGGAGAUGAGACAACAGUGGCUGAUGAAGAUGAUGGCUCUUCAUCCGAGAAAGCUUCUGAAGCCAAAGAGGAAGUGGACAUGGAAGAAAUAGUUCAAGGCAUAACAACCCUGGAAGAAGAGGAAGAAGAUGAAAAAGCAGUAGAACCAGAACCGGUCCCUAAAGCUGAGGAAGUGAAGGAAAAAGAAGCAGAGAAACCAGUGGCAAAGACUGAAAAAGAAGACAAACAAAAAGAGCCCUCUACAUGUCCUUGUAUGCAUUCAGUAAUACAUAAAGAUCCUCAAAAAGCCCAAGACACUAAACCAAAGGAAGAAAAAGCUGAACCUGAUAAAGUCAAGAAAAGAGAAGUCGAGACCAAGAGAAAGGAGCCCCUGCUUAAACAGAAAAAAGAAAGAGAGGCUCCAAGAACAAGACUAGAGAAAGCAAAGAAAGCUCCAAAAGCAAAGGCAGUGGCUGACGGCAAACUGAAAAAGAGAAGAUCUAGAGCAUCAGAGGACGUGGAAGUGUCAGCCGCUCCAGCUCCGAUAGAGGAGCUUCCUAUGUGCCGACCAACACCUGUGUACUGCCCAGCGCCCCCUGGCUGGUAUGUGCAUCAUAUAGUUACAAGUAGCCCAUUACCACCAUCGGCUUUUCCAGAAUCAGAAGUUCCUAUUUUAACAACUCAUCAAGCUCCUACUGUAUUGAAAGAACCGGAAGCUACUAAGGCAAAACCAAAAAAAGACACUCAAAAGAAAGAACCAGCUGCACCAAAAGAAAAAGCCAAAGCAGCUCCUGCGAAGAAGGAGGCCACAGUUACUAAAGACAACGUAAAACCUUCAGUGGAAAAGAAAAGGCCAACAGUUGUGAAGGAGAAGCCUAAAAGGACAGCGCGAGUGAUCACAAAAGCUGCCUCUACUAAGAAAGAGCCAGCAGUAACAAAGAAGGCAAAAGUAACAACAACCAAAUACAAAGAAGAGAAAGCUGUAAAGCAACUGAAGCCCACAGCAGAGGUUAAGAAGAAGGCCACAUCAACUCCAAAAGCCAUUAAAGAAGUUUUUGGGGGAAAGCCCGUUUCAGGAAAACCUGUUUCAGCCGAGAAGAAACCAUCUGAAGAAACCCAAGACAAACCAGCUGAGGCACCAGCACCAGCAAAAGAGCUGAAAGUGGAGGAAAAUGUCACGGAGGACAAAAAGCCAGGCAAGAUACCAUACUUCCAGUGCAUUUUAAUGAGCACAAAAUCCAGCCAAUAUCCACUGCGGCCCAUGUCCCCUGCUAUGAGUCCAGCUAUUAACCCCAACAUGAUGAGAGCCAUGAUGGAGCAGAGGGCCGCUUUACUGCAGCAGAAAGCCCGUGCAAGUGGACAGUAACAGUUCGGCUCUGGCAGGUGUAAACUGCUUAUGAACCGCUGUAAAAAUACGCUGCUGCUGAGCUCUCAAGAGCUAUUCACCUAAACCAUCACAAAGACUAAAUAACAAAUGGAGGUCACUGGUUGUUCAAUGAACGCUCUCCAUUCCUCCAUAAGUGGCUUUUGAAUCUAAUCACAAUUUCUCAAUUUUUACAAAAAUUACAUGCAAUUACUUAAAAAAAUAUAAAUAAAUUAUAAUGUACGUUUUGAAGUAUAUUUAAUGUAUAAGCGCCUGUCAAAGAAACGUUACUUUUUUUUUUAUUUAAGUUCUUAAAACAUCUGUUUACAUUUGUUGCAGGGGAAAUUCUGCUAGGGUUUUUUUUUGUCACAUUGUACAGAAGACUACUCAGCAGCUAAACACAUUUAGAAGUAGUUAAAUAAUUUAAGUGUUUCUCUAAAUAUUCAGAUAUUUAUUUUUUUAUAUGAUCUCAUUACGGAAAGGAAUACUGCAGCACACAUUCACUUAGGGCCUUAUCUUUAGGCACAGGCCAUUUCCUUUGGCUCACUGGUAAUAAGAUUAUGCGUAGUAUGUCUGGGUUCUACCAGGGUCUGGGAUCUUUCUGUAUUUGUAUGCAAAGCCAUUAGAAAAAAGAAGGACGACAUUUGGACCGAAUCCGAUUUCUAUCUUAACCGAUGAAAUGAGCUUACAACCUUAUAGAAUUAAAAGAGACAUUAAGAAAUUAAGGCACACAAAAGCCUCUAAAUAAUGAAAGGCUUUCAUUUUACUUGACUGGGACUUUUUUUUUUUUAGUAUCUCUUUAGUUAAUUGAAACCCCCUACUGGGGUUAUUAGAUUUAUGGUAGUGAAUUUAAUAGUGUAUGAAUAUGUAUAAUAUAAUUUUUCAUGUACAGGUAAAACCUAAACCAAUUGUGCUAUACUUGAGUACAUAAAGUAUACCGAAAAUUCA
Messenger RNA from Pimephales promelas (fathead minnow), 6300 nucleotides. The record is from RefSeq and is a predicted model, not a curated record. Lineage: Eukaryota; Metazoa; Chordata; Actinopteri; Cypriniformes; Leuciscidae.